Molecule: messenger RNA, 1989 nt
Organism: Triticum dicoccoides
Lineage: Eukaryota; Viridiplantae; Streptophyta; Magnoliopsida; Poales; Poaceae
Product: protein FAR1-RELATED SEQUENCE 5-like
Exons: 7
Coding region: 1-1989 (662 amino acids)
Biological process (GO): regulation of DNA-templated transcription
Molecular function (GO): zinc ion binding
Source: RefSeq, a predicted model, not a curated record
AUGCAGCACGUGGCAACAGGCGGCAACCAUGUAUCUGCCAUCAACGUUGUACACAGUUGCCAUGUCAAAUCAACUGUGAUUACAAUGUCUAAACAACUGUGGAUGCCUAGUGUGAACAAAUAUGCCAACGAUAUUGCAGAUAGAGCACAACAAAUUGGAAUGACAGACCAGCUUCGAUUAGCACAUGCGGCACAACAAGGACCUUCAACUGCAAUCAACAGCGGCAUGGGGACAUCUACUAUGGGAACCUCUGAGCACACGGAAGGAGCGUUCCACCAGCAAGUCGACAAUGCUACCACAAACAAUGCAGAAUCAGUGUCAGAACUAGCAAUCGUUCCAGCAAUGACGACAAGCACACCUUUGCACACCAGCACAAGCAACACUCAAACAGAUGAAACAGCCGCCGAUACUGAAGUGAAUGACGUCACAAACCUAAAGGCAAAGUACCAUAGAGAGAGCAGGUUGGCUGACAUAGAAGACAUGAUAGCCUACUUUGAAGAGAAAGCAAAAGCAGAUGCUGAUCUCUUCUACAGGAUAAGAUUGGAUGAUGAGGACCGUGUCAAAAACAUGUAUUGGGUGGAUGGUGCUGCAAGAAGAGCCUACAAACAUUUCGGUGAUUGCAUUUCCUUCGACGCGACAUAUCUCACAAAUAUGUACAAGAUGCCCCGCGCUCCAUUUAUAGGAAUAAAUAACCACAAUCAGUCAUUGCAGUUCGGUUGUGGACUCGUUCGGAACGAAGAUACACAUGAUUACACUUGGCUGUUCAAAACCUUCUUGGAGUGCAUGGGUGGACUUGCUCCGAUGAACAUAAUAACAGACCAAGAUUUUAGCAUGUGUGCAUGCAUAGAGGAGGUCUUUUCGUUGGCAGUGCACAGGCACUUCAGCUGGCAUAUUAUUAAGAAGGCUGAUGAGACGCUAGGAACAUUCUUUGCUGACUGUCCAGAGCUAUACAAGGCAUUCGAGUUGUCCGUGGACCACAGCUUGACGGUGGAGGAGUUUGAACAAAGCUGGACGGAUAUGAUUGAAACAUACCAAACUACUCAACGCAACGAGGGGUUCAAUGCUGUUUUGAAGCGGUACGUGAGCCCUGGCAAUUCAUUGCUCCAGUUUGCCAAGCAGUACACAGCUUUGCAACAGAAAAUACUAGGAUCUGAGCUACAGCAAGAAGCAAACACCGCGCUCAAGCAGCCUAAAUUGCUAACAUAUUUACCGAUGGAGAGGCAGAUGAGAAAGAUAUAUACAAACAAGAUUUUUAACAAAUUCCUGGAAGAAAUAAAGCAUGCCAGCAUGUACACAGCUUACCAGGUGGACGCAAAUACGUUCAAGGUGUGUUCUCUCUUGGGCAUGUCUGAUUCAGAACCUAAAGACCCGGACAAGGAAAGGAACUACUUUGUGAAGGCCUCGGUAAACGAAGGUGAAUACUACUGCCAAUGCUACAAAUUCAAACGGGACGGGAUUGUGUGCUGUCACAUACUGAAAGUAAUGGACAUCCAUGCGAUAACGCGAUUGCCCCGCCAUUUCAUACGACAGCGAUGGACUUGGGACGCUGACGAUGCGUUGGGGCCACAGACAUCAAAUGCAAUUUUGGAUGUGCAUGAUGAGAGACCAAAGGCAACCAUGGACACCGUGAGGCACGUUGUGUUGACCAAGAACUAUGCUGAACUAAUAGAUGAAGUAUGCAAGAGUGAUGAGACAACGAGGGUGGCAGAAAAAGACAGGAAGGCCCUGAAAAGAGAGCUUGAUGAGAUCAAAAAGAGGAAGGCUGAAGAAGCCUUACACAGGUUCCCCCGCACCUCAAGAGUGCCUUCAUCCACAGGGCCAUCAGCUGAAAACUCGGAGGUAGGGUCUGGAACAGAAAGCACGCGAACCCAGGUCAGGAACCCGCUCCGUUCCAUCACAAAAGCGUGUCCAAAAGAGGUGAGAUACAAUUUGGGGUUGGAAAUUCAAGCAAAGCACAAGAAAACAAAGAAAGAGGCGGGCAACCCGUAA